AUGGCAGGACCAAUUGAGCUUCGCUUCAAAUUCUGCCCCAAUCACCAUCCUGGCAAUCCAUUCCGCAAGCUUCGUUCCAUCUCCGUAGACCUAAAAGGCGUUACCACCCACCGCGAUCUCACCUCUCGCCUCAACGAAGUUUUCAAAAACGAAUACACCGAGAACGGCAAGCUUUUCCGAUUCCAGCUUCAACCCGGAGACGACACCGUGAGCUUCCACGCCCCAACAAAAGACGACGAACCAUGUUCCCAAGACCUCUCCCUCGCAACUCUCCGCACCGAAUACGCUUCCCAGGGCCGCGGACUCGACAGAUCAACCGGCGACAUCGUCUUCCUCCACAUCAACUUCAAAGACAAAACCAACUCCCUCCCCAAAUCCCCCCAAAGUCCCAAGGACUACAAUCCUCUCUGGCGACCCAAGAAAAGAUCCAAUACCGGUCGUGCCCCGACACCGAAGACUUCCCCUCAAAAACGUAAAGCUGUCGCCCUGGCGCAGAAAUUCUCGAUCCUCGCCCUCCCGAAACAUAUUCUGAAAUUCCGGUUCUGUCAAUUCGAUGAAUUCGAACACGAGGACAUUUUGGAGAUUGAUGUUACGGAGUGUGAGAGUUGGGAGGAGAUUAAGAAUGCGUUUUGGCAGCAGAUGGAGGGGGACGUGACGGAUUUUUUCCCGGUGGGGGCGUCUUUGCAUUUUCAUCAUCGGGUUUGGGAUGGAUAUGUUCGGGAUCGGAGGAGGGUUUGUGCUGGUGGGGAGCGGCAACAUGUCAUGUUGGAUGGGGAGGAGGGGUUGGAUGUUGAGACUUUUAAGGUCAUGUAUUGUUGGGUUGGGGAGGGGGAGUGGCAUCGUUUUGGAACGGAUGUUAAUCGCGAGAGGUUGUUGAGUGUGCAUUUUGAUUUGCCGCGGCCGAGUCCGAGGGUUAAACAAGAGCCUGUUUCUCCCGGGAGGAGGAGGAUCGCGUCUGGGGCUGGGAGUCUGUCGCGGAGGGAAGGGCGCGCGCCUGGCAAUUCGAUUUCGCCGCAACAGAGGAGUCAGAGGUCUGGGAGUCGGGCACGCACUCCUAGCGAUCCGCCUUCUGUUGGCGGGAGUCAGAAGCGUGGAAGCGCGGGCUCAAGGCCUGGGUCGAGACGUGCAACGGCGUCUCCUUAUACUCCUAGCAAUCCAGCUUCGCCUCUGAACUCCUCCCUUGGCGGAAGUCAGAGGAGUAGGAGCCUUCCAUCAAGCUCAAGGCCGCGUUCAAGACAGGCGACAGGAUCUCCACGUCCUCCUCAUGGCUUACCGUAUGUCAGCUUGAGAGGUCAGGGAAGUGGCUCAAGACAGGGAACAGGAUCUGGUCGCUCUCCUGGCAAUUCUACGUCGCCCCAGAACUCCGUCAGCUCGAGAGGUCAGAGAGGUGGGAGCGCACCGCGGACUCCGGGCUCACGGCCAGGCUCUAGACAGGGCACUGGAUCUCCGCGUACUCCUUACGAUUCAACGCCCCCGGAUUCUUCCGGCUUGAGAGGUCAGAGGAAUGGGAGUGUUCCACGCGCUUCAGGCUCGAGAGCAAGUUCAGGAAGACGCCCGACAUCUUCCCGUGGCGCUCCCUCGCCCGGUGAGGAUCAGUUGCUGGAUCAAGAUGGUUUCUCGGACGUGGAACCUGAAGACGCAGAGCCCAAUGAGGAUGCUGUGGAAGAAGCUGAGCCGUCGCCGACUCUGGAAACUGAGCGUCCCGAGGACGAAAACACUCUGGAGGAGCUUCACAAAGAAAGCCGCAAGCGGAAGGCCUCAGAUGCCGACUUGUCGCAGCCUUCGAAGGCAGCUAAAUUCCUCGAUCUUGAUGACGGCCGUCGUUAUGUUCGCAUUGGCAAGCUCAAUGCGACACAGGAGGCUGAGGAGCCUGGCGACCCGACCGAUAGCCCCACAAUGGUAGACAUCCUCGUUGCUGUCAUUCACCCGCGUGGUGCUCGCGGCAGUGGCGAAUCAUCUGUCCAGUACUUGUCCGUGAACACCUGGAACAUCAACGGCAGCAGAAUCGGCGCCUACCAGAAUGCUUCCGAGGUCAAUUUGAGGCGAGUUACGUUACAAGUCGACCCCUUCUGGGCGCCAAAAUGGAACCCCAGAAAACCAGAGCUCCUCACCCAAGCCAUCUUAACAUGGGCUUUCACAAGAUUCCAUCAAAAGAAAACCAACGCUUCAAAUGCACCCAAAGAGGCACCGGUCCGUGUCGAACACAGCUUGCACCCGUUCGACGGCACUCUUAAUCCCGACGUUGACAAUAACGAGGACGAAGAAAUCGACGUCGUGAUCACGUUCGUCAACAACCUCGCCAAAACUCCUCUCGGCCUCCCAGAGCACAUCCUCGCUGCCCUCGACAACGCGGAAACCUGCGGCACUUUCAAAUCCUACAUCCUCGACAACGUCGUCUCUGACACUUACGGUACUCUGGACCACAUGCUCCACGCCGACGAUUCAGGUUUCAACUACUGGGGCGAUCUCAACAUCUGGGUGUUACCCCACGGAGCCGGGAAAGUCAUGUGUGAAUGGCAAGACGAUGGGAGUUUUGCCGAAGAGUUUUUGGAUGCUGUGACUGUGCAGGCUUUUGGGAAGAGGUUGUUAAUGGUGAUUUUGAACCUGCAGAUUUGUCCACAACGACAUUCAGACAUUGAGAGCAACCAGGGUGGGGUGGACCUUGACAGAACUCUUCAGCAACUGAAGUCUAAACACAUUGGUGCCGAUGAAGUAGAGGAGACAUAUCUGGUUCAUUUCGAGCAAGCUACUCAGGCUGGGACGGCUGGAAGUAAGACGACGAAAGCUCAUGACGGAAAGACUCCAGGAACAGCGGUUGAGAGGCGUAGCGAGUCGGACGGUGAUGAUAUCAUUGUGCCGGUUGUCAAGAGGAGAGUGAGCAAAAGCAGCAAAAUGAGACGUGAUUACCGGUUUAAAGUACAAGACGAAGACGAAGACGACGGGGACGAGGACGAGGACAUCGAUGGGCCUACCGAAAAUGGAGAGGAGUCACUCGGAGCCGACGAAGAGGUCGAAGAUGAAGAGGCACCAGAUAACGAAGGCAAGCCUGAUCUUACACAUUCGGACGACGAUCAUCCUCUGAUACGAAUUGGAGUCUGGGACGGGCAUGAUGAUGCCGAGCCUACUCAGGACGGCAAUAUAGCCAUGGACAUUGUCAUUGUCGCCGAGGUGAAAGCCGAAAAGGAGAUCAACUACUACGCAGUACAUUCAUGGUUCGUAAACGGCAUCUCGAUUGGUCACUUUGAGCGUAGCAAGCGUGUCACAAAUGUUGCUGAAAUGGUCAAGGGUUACACUCCAGAUCGAGCAUUCGCAGGUCUCAAGAGUCAGAAGAAGAUCAGAGAGAGACUUAUCCAGCUUCUGAACGAUACAGAUACUAGCGAAGUGUCCCUCGACGCCUACAACCAUCUCGAAGACGAAGAAAAAGACGACAACAUCCUCAUUCAACCACCUACAACUCCGCAACCCACAGAUGGAGCCUUUCCUCCUGCUUCAAAAGCAAAAGGCAAAACUACACAAACUUCCAAAAGCAAGAAAAAGAAACCGGACGACGACAUCGCCCUAGUAGUCUACUUCGCCAACAACGUCGCAAGAGAAGAUCUCCCCCUCGAUCUCAACCGACAACUCGACCUCUCGCCGGGCGAAACCUUUGAAAACUUCUCAAAGUGGCUCCUAGACGGCCAAGGCGACUACAAAGGCAUCCGCAGAGGGUUGGAAAACGAAGUGGACAAAGGAGGUUGGAAUUAUAAUGUCGAGUAUGAAGUUUUCGUGUUACCGCAACAAGGAGCGAAGAGAGAUGGGAAGAUGUGGAAUUGGAAGAAGAAUUCUGCGAGACGUGUUGGGACUUUUUUGAAUGCUGCGAUGGAAGGGGUGUAUGGACGGGAGUUGUAUGUUGAGGUGCAGCUUAAUCCGCAUCGGGAUUCGGAGAGGUUGAAUUCGGAGAGGGAGAGGAGGUUUCAGAGGGAUCCGGAGUUUGUGAGGAGGGUGAGGAAGGCUACUUGGGAUCGGAUUGAGAGGGGACGACGAGGGGGUGAGGGAGAGACUGGGACGGGGGCGAAGAAGUUGAAGGCUGGGAAGUCGCGAGAACGUCUGUCGGGUGAGAAAGAAGUCGUCGCUGGCAGGACGGGCUCCAAGGCGACUUCGAAAGGCAAGGAGAGUAAGAGGAAGGUUACUGGAAAGAAUGCCCAGGGCGAUGAGGUCUAA
Messenger RNA from Pseudocercospora fijiensis CIRAD86, 4200 nucleotides. RefSeq lists its product as uncharacterized. The record is from RefSeq and is a predicted model, not a curated record. Bases 1 to 4200 code for a protein of 1399 amino acids. Lineage: Eukaryota; Fungi; Ascomycota; Dothideomycetes; Mycosphaerellales; Mycosphaerellaceae. The transcript is spliced from 3 exons.